AUGUCACGCUUCGAAAUCAACGACGAAGACCUCGCUGGUCUAAAAGACAAGGUUGUCUUAGUUACAGGCGGCUCCUCGGGCAUCGGCCUCGGAACAGUCAACCUCCUCCUCUCUCUAGGCGCCCGAGUUACAAAUGUCGACCUCAGUCUACCAGCACCAUUGCACUCCGGCGAUCCCUCUCCGAUAGACCCUCAUCUAACAUUUGAGCCAUGCAAUGUUUGCGACUGGGAAGCUCUUCGUGAUGUUUUUGCUCGCACUGUCAAGCGGGAAGGUCGGAUUGAUGCUGUCUUUGCAAAUGCCGGGGUUGGCGCCCGGACCCGGUUUAUCGACGAUGAGUUUGAUCCUGUUGACGGCCAACUGAAAGGGCCGAAUAUGAGUUGCGUCGAAACAAAUCUGUACAGCGUCAUCUCUACCGUCAAACUCGCUGUUCACCACAUGCGCACCCAGGAAACCGGAGGCAGCAUCGUCCUAACUGCGUCCGUGAGCUCUUGGUUAAGAUUCGCAGCUGUUGAUUACACAACAUCUAAACACGCUGUCCUUGGUCUCAUGCGCAGCCUGAUACCGCAUCUGAGCGCCCUGCCUGUUCCUAUUCGAAUUAACUCCCUUGCGCCAAGUUGGACCAAAACCGGCAUUGUCACGGAGAAGAUGGCAACUCUGACGGGACUCGCUCUGAAUACACCCGAUCAUGUGGCUCGAUCGGCUGUUAUACUCAUGAACGAUAGCAACAGGAAUGGAGAGAUGAUUUUCAUCGAUGGCGGGAAAUACUGGGAGAUUGAAGAGUCUCUGGGUGGAGCUGGCGUUGGCAGCUUUAUCGGCCCAACCCUGCCUGCGGGCAGUGAUCAAGGGACCGACUGGGAUCGGUAUUUGGAAUAUUCGAGAAGGAUGAAUAUGGCUCUGAAGUAA
Molecule: messenger RNA, 903 nt
Organism: Colletotrichum orchidophilum
Lineage: Eukaryota; Fungi; Ascomycota; Sordariomycetes; Glomerellales; Glomerellaceae
Product: short-chain dehydrogenase
Exons: 4
Coding region: 1-903 (300 amino acids)
Source: RefSeq, a predicted model, not a curated record